Messenger RNA from Vicugna pacos (alpaca), 2546 nucleotides. Lineage: Eukaryota; Metazoa; Chordata; Mammalia; Artiodactyla; Camelidae. The record is from RefSeq and is a predicted model, not a curated record.
GGAUUUGGAGGCAGGGAAUGCUGAAGGGGGCUGGGAAUUCCCUUCAUCCUUCCUGGAGCGGCUAUCCCCUAGGGCUCCUGACUCAUGGUAUCCCCUCUCCUCUCUGCUCCCAGGGACCAGAAGAUGAGCUCCAAGAUCCCCCAACGCCUGUUGCUGCCACUGCUGCUGCUGCUGCCAGCCCUGGGGUCCAGGGUGCAGGGCUGCCCAUCAGGCUGCCAGUGCAACCAGCCACAGACAGUCUUCUGCACUGCCCGCCAGGGGACCACGGUGCCUCAUGAUGUGCCGCCCGACACAGUGGGCCUGUACAUCUUUGAGAACGGCAUCACCACACUUGAUGUGGGCAGCUUUGCCAGCCUGCCGGGCCUGCAGCUCCUGGACCUGUCGCAGAACCAGAUCACCAGCCUGCCGGGUGGGGUCUUCCAGCCUCUAGCCAACCUCAGCAACCUGGACCUGACAGCCAACAGGCUGCGAGAAAUCACCAAUGACACCUUCCGUGGCCUGCGGCGCCUGGAGCGCCUCUACCUGGGCAAGAACCGCAUCCACCACAUCCAGCCCGGUGCUUUCGAUGCACUUGACCACCUCCUGGAGCUCAAGCUGCAGGACAACGAGCUGCGGGUGCUGCCCCCGCUGCGCCUGCCGCGCCUGCUGCUGCUCGACCUCAGUCACAACAGCCUCCCAGCCCUGGAGCCCGACAGCCUGGACACCGCCAAUGUUGAGGCGCUGCGGCUGGCCGGCUUGGGGCUGCGGCGGCUGGACGAGGGGCUCUUUGGCCGCCUGCGCAACCUCCACGACCUGGACGUAGCCGACAACCAGCUGGAGCGUGUGCCGCCUGCCAUCCGUGGCCUGCGGGGCCUGACGCGCCUGCGGCUGGCCGGCAACACGCGCAUCGCCCAGCUGCGGCCCGAGGACCUGGCUGGCCUGGUGGCCCUCCAGGAGCUGGACCUGAGCAACCUGAGCCUGCAGGCCCUGCCGCACGAGCUCUCAGGCCUCUUCCCCCGCCUACGGCUCUUGGCGGCUGCCCGUAACCCCUUCAACUGUGUGUGCCCCCUGAGCUGGUUUGGCCCCUGGGUGCGAGAGAGCCGUGUGGCGCUGGCCAGCCCCGAGGAGACGCGCUGCCACUUCCCACCCAAGAACGCGGGCCAGCUGCUCCUGGACCUUGACUAUGCUGACUUUGGCUGCCCGGCCACCACCACCACGAGGCCCACGGUGCCCACCACGAGGCCCACGGUGUGGGAGCCCACAUUCCCACCUUCUAGCCCAGCUCCCACCUGGUUUAGCCCCACAGAGCCUGCCACCGAGGCCCAGAGCCUGCCAUCUGAUGUUCCACCAACUGUGGGGCUUGCCCCCUGGCCCCAGGACUGCCCGGCAUCCAUCUGCCUCAACGGGGGCACCUGCCACCUGGGGCCUCGGGGCCACCUGGAGUGCCUGUGCCCCGAGGGCUUCACCGGCCUGUACUGUGACAGCCGGGUAAGGCAAGGGCCAAGGUCCAGUCCUGCCCCGGCCACGCCACGGCCACCCCAGCCCCUGCCCCUCGGCAUCGAGCCUGCAAGCCCCACCUCCCUGCGGGUGGGGCUGCAGCGCUACCUGCAGGGCAGCCCUGUGCAGCUCAGGAGCCUCCGCCUCACCUACCGCAACCUGUCUGGUCCCGACAAGCGGCCAGUGACACUGCGGCUGCCCGCCUCACUCGCUGAGUACACAGUCACCCAGCUGCGGCCCAACGCCACCUACUCCAUCUGUGUCAGGCCCCUGGGGGCCGGGAGGGUGCCUGAGGGCGAGGAGGCCUGUGGGGAGGCCCGCACACCCCCAGCUGUCCGUUCCAACCACUCCCCCAGUGAAGCCCCACCAGGAGGGCCUGAGUGUGAGGUGCCGCUCAUGGGCUACUCGGGGCCCAGCCCACAGGGGCCCCUCCCUGCUAAACCCUACAUCUAAGCCUGGGAGUGAUGGACCACCGAGGCCAGGUGCUCAGCCCCACUGGGACUGGCCAGUCUCCUGCUGCCAGACCAAGGAAGUUCUCAGAUCUGAACAACGAGGACACGUCAGGACUGGGGCCGUGUGACCCCUCUCUGGACCUUGGUCUCCUAGUCUGUAAGAUGCUGAGACCCAGGUGAUGACCUCUGAGGUGUGACCCAACUCGAGUGCCUAAAGGAUGGCAUCAGCCCGUCCUCUGCAACAUGCAACCCCCGGGGUGGGGCGGGCCCUGCCGUGUGCUGGUAACACAGGCCCGGGGCUGCGAAGCCCCACACCCCAGGGAGGCUCUGGGUGGCCAGUGAAGGAAGCCCCCGGAAAAGAGAGCAGAGGGAGAGUGAGGUUAGGGAUGGGGUGUGUGGCCCUGCCUCGGCUCCAGGGAGUGAAGGAACAAAAGAAACUGGAAAGCAAGAUGCUUUAGGAACAAGUUUUGCUUUUGUUUUUUAAAAUAUAUUUAUAAAAGAUCCUUUCCCAUUUAUUAUGGGAAAAUGUUUUCAAACUCAGAGACAAGGACUUUGGUUUUUGUAAGACAAACAAUAUGAAGGCCUUUUGUAAGAAAAAUAAAGGAUGAAAAGAAAUGA